This is a messenger RNA of Schistosoma turkestanicum, 5846 nucleotides long. NCBI's taxonomy places the organism in Eukaryota, Metazoa, Platyhelminthes, Trematoda, Strigeidida, Schistosomatidae. The record is from the annotation of a GenBank genome assembly.
AUGGCAACAAUGCAUCAUUGUUCAUUACGUUCAUGUCUACUUGUUGAACGUGCACUUGUACGUUUAUUGAAUACUGUUUGUGCAAUAUUAUCAACACAAUUUAAACAUGAACUUGUACAAAAUAAUUCUACAACUUCAUCUUAUCCACUUCAUCAUGAAUAUUAUAGCGAUAACAAAAAUAAUGAUGCUUUACUUUUAUUUCGACGUAUGUGUAUGGGUGUAGUGGAUUUAAAUCAAAUUGAUACUAGUUUAACAUCUGAUUUACAGCAUACUACUAGUACUACUACUACUACUACUGAUAAUAAUAAUAAUAAUAAUGAUUCAAAUAAUUUUAAUUGGGAACGAUGUAAUUCAACUACAAGUGCGGGAUUGAUUUCAUCAUUGAAAGUAAUGGAUUCUAUUGAUUGGGCAAUGUGUUUCGAAUCGAGUAAAUUCGAUAUAGACAAUGAAUUUCAUCGUAUUAAUAAUAAUAAUAAUAAUAAUAACAAUAAUGUAUUCCAAUCUGAUUUUGAUGAAUCACCUUUAUAUGAUACAAAUAACAAUAAUAAUAAUAAUAAAUUGGCAACUAUCGAUUCUAUUUGUGAUCUAUUAGCACCGUAUAUUUUUAGAGAUGGAGAUUUAGGCUGGCAAGCUAGAGAUUCACUUUUAUUGAUUGCAGCCUAUUCACUAAGAGAUGAAGAGUUUAGUUAUAGUAUUGCUAAAUAUUCAUCAAUUUGUGCAGUAAUUGCUACUGGUUUAGGAAUAUUGUAUACAGCUUUACCAUAUCGUUUAGUAAAUAAUAAUUCACCAGAAACUUGGCCAAUACUUAUUCGUACAUUGAAUACAAAUCAAUUAGCCAGUGCACAUUUCAAUGAAUUUUUAAAUGCAUUGGAUUUUUGUCGUUCAUUACUUGAGAUUGCUCAUCCCCUGAUACAAUCGUGUCUCUUACACUGUAUACAUACUAUCUUCUUUGUUUCUAUCAUUGGACCAGCUUUAACGCAGAAGGCUCCUGAAGAUGUGAUCACAGCUACUGUUUAUCUAGAACAAUUUAUCAUUCAUACUGUAGGCUCUUCAUUACUUCCUAUACUAUUACGAUUUCUAUUGAUGAAACUACCGUCUACCACUAUAGUUGAUGCCGAUGCACACAUUAAUCAGACAACAACAACUUCAACAACAAUAAAUAAAGAAAUUAAUCCUACUGGUUCUUGUCAAGCAUCUCCGACUGACGAAACAUUCUCUAAAGAUGAUGAUGAUAAUAAUUCAUCUGUAUUUUCACCUGAAUCUAAUAAUAAUAAUAAUAACAAUCCAUCAUUAUUCGAUGAUAAUCAAUUCAUUACUUCUAAUAGUAUAACUUAUAUGGAUUUAAUCAUUGCUCGUAUACAUCAAUGUAAUAGUUUACUCGGUAUCACAACUAUGUCAUUGAUGAACACCAUUAUUGAUCUACAUUGUGAAGAUGUCAUGUUCGUCCUUGUAUUAAAGUAUUUGAUUUCGGUUAGAGAUAAUUUAUUGAAUAUUGGAUGGACAUGGCCAGAUCCUGGUAGUGUAACUGAUGCUUCAACAAAACUACUCAAUUUAUCUUCAACAUCAUCUAUGAAGUUUAAUUUAGAUUCAACUAGAUUUGAUACGACAACAAGUGAAACGACAGAUCAUCAUCAUCAUCAUUCAAAAAGUUAUCAACACUACCAUGAACAACACCAACAACAACAAGAAUCUCAUCGUCGAAGUAACACUGUAGCCCAAUUAGAUAUUGAUAAUGUGGAAGAGCUUAACUACUCAUCAGAUCAAUCAAAUUCUAAAGAGUUACACAAUAAUAAUGAAGGACUUGAAGUUUUAGAUUCAAAAAAUGAACCCAUAGUUAUGCAAUUAAAUAAUCUUCCAGUUGGUAGUCAAUUUUUAGCUAGUCAUUUAUUAAUACCUCAUACAGAAUUAACAACUAAUUCAUUAAUUCUUAAUAAUAAUUAUCAAAAUGAUUUUCAAUUGAAUAACAAUAGAGAAGAUUAUAACAAACCUAAUUCAUUUCAUAAUAACGAUAAUUAUACUACGAUAAAUAUCAAUAAUUCUAAUGAUCUUGCACAACAAACAUCUAUUCCAGAAUUAUCUUCCAAUCAUUCAUCGCCUACAUCACCACCUUCAAUUACUUCAAUGUCCAAUAAUGAAUCUACUACAAUCAAUUCACCAAAUUCAAUGCUUGAUUGGUUAUCUUACACAUCAUGGGCUCAUCAAACUAUUAAAAUACGUAAACAUGCUUGUAAAACAUGGCAAUUAACAUUUGAUGCAAAUCAACCAACUAGAGAACAAAUUAAUUUAUUAAAUGAAAAUUUAAAAAAUUUACAAAUGACUGAAAAAGAAUUUAUAACACGUUUUCAAAAAACACAAAAAUUCUCUGAAUGUGAUUUUCGUAUUAGUUUAGAUCCGUAUAAAAUCUACACAGAGUAUAAAUGUUUUAUCAAUAAAAAUUGUUCUACUAAUCUUGAUGUAGAAAUGAAUGCCAAUGAAUUACAUGCGAAGGCGUUGUGUAGUGCAGCAAAAAAAUUGAAUAUUGACACAGAUCUAGAUUUAGAUGGAUCAGAGAAUUUAGAUGAUUGUCCUCCGAUUGUUGAAAGUAAUGAUCCAUGUGAAGAUCAAUCACAACAGAAACAACACACCUCUCAUGAAAAAUUAUCAUCUAAUCAACAAAUUCAUAAAAGUAAUGUGUCUGUCAGAAAUUCUGCUUGUAUGUCCAGUUCCAGUGAUUAUAAUCUUUGUACAAGUUUGAAAAAGCCUAAUGAAUCUUUUGAAAAUUCAACUGAGGCACUUAUUCAUACGAAACUAUGUGAUAAAUCUUUAAUUAAAUCAUGGUAUUGUCUAAAUUUUCCCGAUUCACUUGAUAUAAAUGAACAGUUGAAUAUAAACAAUACUUUUAAUGAUACUACAAAUACUACUAAAAUUGCAGAGAGUAGUAAACUUCCAUCAGAGGAAAUGUACCUGGAAUCACUGGUAAGUCAAUCAGAGUGCACAGAGCAAAACUUACAAAAUAACUGUAAAGAAUAUGUAACAGUUUCAUUGGAUUCCGACAACAACAACAACAACAGCACUAAUUGUUUAUAUAGUGAAGAAAAAUCUUGUGAAAUUAAUAAAUUUAUUGAAGAAUUAGAGAAUUUUUCAUCGGAAAACCUAUUGACCAACUUUACUGUACUUGAUAAAACACAAGAACAAGUAAUAACUGAUAAAAUGUAUUUUAAAAAUACCACUAACAUUAAUCGAUGCAAUAGUUUAUCAUGUUUAAAUGAUCAUACAAAUGAUACAUGUCAUUAUGUUGAUAAAUUAUUUAAUCGAUUCAAAGUACCAAGUUUACAAACAUUAUUACCAAAUCAAUGCAAUAAUCAUGAUCAAGAAUUGUUUGAAACAUGUAAAUCAUGCAAAUCUCAAUUAAUCACAUCGAUAUCAUUCAUGGAAAAAAUUUCCGAUGUAGAAUUUAAUAAAAGCUUUGAUCAAACAACACAAAGAGUAGAAUGUUUAACUGACAAUCAAUUUCACAAUUAUUGCCAUCAUCAUCAUCAUGAACAUCAUGAUAAUUAUUAUGAAAUGAAUUUUAAUCAUGGUUCAUUAAAUAAUCUUAUACAAAAUCAUUUCAUCAAUGAUAUCACUAACACUCAUGAUCAUUCGAAUAGUCUAUGUUCAUUAAUGUUAAUCCCGCCAAUGAAUAAUAAUAAUGAUCAAGAAAAAAUUCAACAAAUAAAUUGUAAAAAACAUCAUUUUUCUUUAUCAAAAAUAGAAGUGAAUGAUUCUUACAAGAAUUUAAACAGUUCAACAAUCCCAUUAACAACAACAACAUCGUUAGAAUAUAAUGAUAUGAAGUUGAAUAUUGAUAAUAAUAAUAAUAAUAAUACUCGUACUAGUACAGUUGAUGAUAAUACAGCUGGUAAUAAUUCCACUGAUUCUCCCAUAACUUAUCCAAAUUUAGGUCCAUUUUUAACUACAUUAUUGAAUCGUUUAGAAAAUUUCACAAAUAAUUGUUUUUAUGCUAAUCUCUAUUUAACUAAUCUCAUUUCUAGUCUUGCCUCUUAUCCUAUCCCAUUAUUACGUGCUAUUUUAUUCUUAACUAAUAAUACAACACCAUCAUUUAAUCAAUCCAUGAAAGAAUCAGUCAGCAAUGCACAAAUUAUUCAAGCAAUCAAUGAUGAUAUUUUAUAUUAUUUACCAUAUAAUAUUUUAUGUUUAAUUAAAGAACAAAUUGAAUUAUUCAAUGUAUUAUAUACGAAACAAAUUAAAUAUUUCGGAUUAUACAAUACAACAAUGCAUAAUUAUAGUUUUGAUGAAUUAAAACAAGAAGCACGUCGUUAUUUAAAUGGUGAAACAGUUGAUUUAUCUAAAUUAUCCAUGUCAAUGAAUAUAUCAUCAUCAACAAAGUCAUUAGAAGUCGACAAUAGAAAGAAAAAUAUUACACAUAAAGAAUCAAAAAAUUUUACAACUAAUAAACAAACUAUAUCACCUAUGAUGAAUUCGAAUAGACGGUCGUAUUUCCGGAAAUGGUUUAGCCUUUCUUCCAAGUCUAAUAAUAAUAAGAAGAAGAAUCAAAAUAUUAACAAUAAUUCUGGAAACAAUCUUAAAAAUACUAAAAACACUGCUAAAAAUCGUCGUAAAUCUUCCAACACUAAUGUAUUGAAUCCAAAAGAUUUACUUGAUUUCUCACAAAUUCUACAAAAACCAAUGAUAGAGUCUACUUUUCUCAUUGACUUAGAUAGUAAUUAUCAACAAUUGAUCAAUAUGUUAUCUGACAAGAAUACUACUACUAUUAGCGGUAGUAAUGAUAGUAACGGGAGUAAUAUUCAACAACGUCGAAGAAUUUUUCGACUGUCCACAAUUAAACGACUAAAAACCAAUGUCAAUACAGAUGAUAGAAUAAUGUCAAUGAUGAUGAUGAUGAAUACAGAAAAUUCAAUACUUGAUGUAUCUAGAAUACAAAGAAUGGUAUUAUGUGCAGUGAUAUUUGAAGAUUUUUGUAAAGAAUUAGCUGCUAUCUGUACAGAACACAGUAUACAAUGGUAAUAUAUCUAUCUACCUCAUCUCUUAAUGAUGAUCAGCUUACCUUGUCAUUUUUUUUUGUGGACAUAUGCACAUUAAAUUAUACCAUCAUGUAAACUGUUUUUCUAUUAAUCCAAACACUGAUCUUUCCACUUCAUUUAUUUAUAUAUUUGUAUGUUUUUUUUGUACUUACCUUGAAUGUUUUCUUUUUGAAAAAAACUUGAUUAAUAAUCGUUUUAGAAAAGUAUACUUGUCUUUUUUUGAACUAUAUUUAUUAUUUCUGAAGUCAGAUCAAUAUCUAUUAUAUUUUGAAUAGAGGAUGAUGGUAAAAAAGUAUGUAACUGUAUAAAAUAAGUAAUUUUCUGAAAUAUAGGUGAUUUGUGUUAAUAACUGUCUUUCAUUGACUAUAUGAACUUCAUUAUUGUUACUAUUAUUCUUGCUAUAAUUAUUAUUAUUAUUAUUAUUAUUAUUAUUGUAUAUUAGUAAUGAGUGGUAAAGGGGAGACCAUUAAAUACAUAUCAGCAGAGGUAUAUAUAUAUGCAUCCAAAUAUCCAUGUAUCCACUUUCUUGACUUGAUCAUUUCUAUUGUUUUAUUUAUUUAUCAUAGCGUGUUUGUUGAAUUUACUUUGUGAGUUGGUUUAUCUGUUGUGUUAUUUACGUAUUUGGUUUUUUUUUCUUUUUUUUCCUUUGUUGUUGUUUAGUUUCUAUUUUUUUUCUUUCGAUUAGGUUUUGUGAAUUAAUCUGUCUCUAAGAAAAUUUCAUUACUCAAAACUUUUGUGCAAUUAAUAUUAUGUCAAACAUAAUAAUGAUCUAACAGCUGGUUUGUUUUGAAAUAAAUAUUUUGAAUAAACACGAUAUUGUCG